UGUCACCUUCACCUGUCACUGUGUCAUCACCGGUGUCACCUGUGUCAGUGUCACCGGUGUCACCCACACCUGUCACUGUGUCAUCACCGGUGUCACCUGUGUCAGUGUCACCUGUGUCACCCACACCUGUCACUGUGUCAUCACCGGUGUCACCUGUGUCAGUGUCACCGGUGUCACCCACACCUGUGUCACCCACACCUGUCACCUGUGUCGUCACUGUGUCACCUGUGUCACCCUCACCUGUGUCAUUGUCACCUGUGUCAGUGUCACCUGUGUCACCCUCACCUGUGUCAGUGUCACCUGUGUCAGUUUUCCCGGGUCAACCUCACCUGUGUCAGUGUCACCUGAUGUCAGUGUCCACCUGUGUCGAUUGUCAACCUUUGUCAUUGUCACCAUGUUCAUUGUCACCUGUGUCAUUGUCACCUGUGUCACCCUCACCUGUGUCACCCUCACCUGUGUCAGUGUCACCUGUGUCAUUGUCACCUGUGUCAGUGUCACCUGUGUCAGUGUCACCUGUGUCAUUGUCACCUGUGUCAUUGUCACCUGUGUCACCCUCACCUGUGUCACCCUCACCUGUGUCAGUGUCACCUGUGUCAGUGUCACCUGU
This is a messenger RNA of Manacus vitellinus (golden-collared manakin), 607 nucleotides long. RefSeq names its product keratin-associated protein 4-12-like. The annotation marks the transcript as partial. The record is from RefSeq and is a predicted model, not a curated record. The transcript has 3 exons. NCBI's taxonomy places the organism in Eukaryota, Metazoa, Chordata, Aves, Passeriformes, Pipridae.